Messenger RNA from Raphanus sativus (radish), 4604 nucleotides. RefSeq lists its product as uncharacterized. Gene Ontology annotation, biological process: regulation of transcription by RNA polymerase II. The coding region runs from base 326 to 4390 and encodes 1354 amino acids. The record is from RefSeq and is a predicted model, not a curated record. Lineage: Eukaryota; Viridiplantae; Streptophyta; Magnoliopsida; Brassicales; Brassicaceae. The transcript is spliced from 19 exons.
UGUUGCCUGCAAAUUACGCGAAAAUAUCUCUGAACAAAAAAAAUAAAAAAAUAAAAAAAGAACCGAAUCAGUCGUGGGGAAGGAUCCGAAAGAACAUGAACCCUAGAAAUCCGAAGAAACCCUAAUCUUAGCCAACGCUCAUAAUCGCUUCCCUAAUCGUCUCGAAUCUUAAAUCGCCGCGGCGCAGGAGCUAACCUAGGGCUCGCGAAAUUAGGGUUUCGUUUCUCCUGUUAUCCGGGAAGGAGGAAAAUCGACGGCGGAGUAUCUAGGUUUACUGUUGAUUUCACCGUUCCAUGGGCGGCGCGAGCGGUGGUUUGCGUCGGUUAUGAGCCUUGACCAAUGCCAGUGGCCGGAGAAGAAGAUGACGGGAAUCGAUUCGUUAGCUCAGGCGAGCAAACACCUCUCGGAGAGGUCUCCUUACGAUGUUCCUGAAGAUGGUUUAGCUCUGGGGUUGAGUGUGAGUACCUUACCCGUUGCGUUGGCUAAUUGGUUGAACCAGAAGGAUGAUAAUAAGAAGCGGCGUAAGAAGUCUCACUACGGGACUGAGACUAAGAAUAAGAAGAAGAAGUCUUCUAGGGUAGGGGAGAAGCUGAGAGGUGGGAGUGUUUGGGUUGAGCAUGAGGACUACUUUAGGCGAUUAGAGGCUCCUGAUUUAGAAACUUUGUCAGGUUUAGCUUCUCUACGUUCUUUAUCUUGUGGAAACUGCUUUUCUGUUCCUUCUGUGGAGUACGAAUCGGUUAGUACUCCACAGAGGGAAACUGACGCGGCUGCUAGUAACGAGGAUGUUAAAGACAUUAUUAGUGAAGAAGUAUCUGAAGAUGUUGGGAAGAGUGUUGAUGAGAUCUCUUCUGGUGGUUUAGAAUGGAUUUUAGGUUGUAGAAAUAGGAUUUUGUUGACAUCAGAAAGGCCGUCGAAGAAGCGGAGGCGUCUUGGUAGGGAUGCAGGUUUGGAGAAAUUAGUGGUUGCUGCUCCUUGCAGAGGGAAUGCGUUGUUAUGUGAUUUUUGCUGCACUGGUGGUGAUGCCAAGGGAUAUCGUCACCAGCUAAUUGAUUGUACUUCCUGCAAAGCUACAGUUCAUAAAAAAUGCUACGGUGUGGUUGAGGAUACGGAUAAGGCUUGGUUGUGCUCCUGGUGUGAGCUGGAGAAUGGUUGUAGUGAUAGUGAAAGACCGUGCUCGCUUUGUCCCAAGAAGGGUGGUGUUCUGAAACCGGUUCUCUCGAAAACUGAGAAUGGCGGGCCACCGGAGUUUGCUCAUCUGUAUUGUUCUCUGUGGAUGCCUGAGGUGUAUAUAGAAGACUUGAAUAAAAUGGAGCCUAUCUUGAAUUUGCCUGGAAUAAAAGAAACUCGCAGGAAGUUAUUGUGUAACUUGUGCAAGGUGAAAUCUGGUGCUUGCGUUCGAUGUUGUUAUGCAACAUGCCGAGCAUCUUUCCAUCCUAUAUGUGCAAGGGAGGCAGGGAAUAGGCUAGAAAUCUGGGGAAAACAUGGGUGUGAUACUGUUGAACUGCGAGCUUUCUGCUCGAAGCAUUCAGAUAUUCAAGAAAGUGGAAGGCCUAUAAAGGACGGAGAUAUUAAUGCAGCUGACCCUACUGUAUGUCAUCUUCCAUCAGAAUCUAUAAGAGAUCGCCCAAGUAAUGAUGAGACGGGAGUCGAAGUAGGAACACAAGGUACAGGCUCUGAUAUUUCGAGAAACAGUGCGUUGCAAGAACUGGAAUCACCACGUUCAGAAUUUGACAGGUCUGCAACACACAUUGUUGAAUCAGGGAUGACUGAGAGGAGCACAGAUAAUGAAAAAACUCGAUCCGAGUCUCUUAGUUUUGUAUUGAUUCUGAAAAAGUUGAUCGACCUGGGUAAAGUGGAUGUGAAGGAUGUGGCUGCAGAGAUUGGGGUCAAUCCUGAUGCUUUGAAUGCCAAACUUGGGGAUGGAGACUUGUUACCUGAUUUACUAGGCAAGAUAGUUAAAUGGCUUAGACAGCAUGCACACAUGGGUAAUAGGGACAAAUGCGGAAAUUUUAAAAGUACGAACACAACUAAAUCUGAGCGUUGGGCAGAUAUCUGUACUGAAGGCACUGUGAUGUUAGGUUCUGACAUUGUUUUUUCUCUGGAGCGAACCUCUGCUGAAAAUUGUACUGGUAAUGGUUUUGUGGUCGAAGAAGCUGAAGCUAAGCCAGUUUUGAAAAAAGAAAUCAGUGGGAAUUUGCCAUCUGAUCAUUCUUCAGAAGAACAGAAAUCAGUAGUGCUUGAUCAGGAAUUUCAUCUUGGGAAAAAUUCAGUUCAUCUUUCUGAUGAUCACGGAGGAGAAUUAAAUCCCAUUUCGUCUGGAGUGAUGGUGGAGAAUGCCUUUUCUGUGAGGCCAAAUAGUUCUCAUAUGCCAAAUAGUUCUCAUAACCGUAGAAUUUUGAACUGUCCAAGUCCUAUUAUCUUGGAUCUCCUUGAUCGUGAAGCAUAUCCUGGUUUCAAUCCUCAUCCUUAUAUCCACAAGGAAUUGUCAGAGAUGGACAAGAGAAAGAUCCUGAAAAGCAGCACGAAUUCUUAUGAGGAUAGGAUGACAAACGAACCUGAUGGCACUGAAGAAGGAACAAAACAUCUGCAGGACGCUGGCGAUCACACUAUCUGUUGUGAUUACCAAAGUCAGAGUGCAGAGCGCGGAGAUACAUAUUGUCAGUUAGCUAAAGCUGGGAAACUGGGCAUACUGGAUAUGUCUCCUAAAGAUGAAGUGGAAGGAGAACUUCUAUAUUAUCAACUUCAGUUACUUGGCACCGGAGUUUCAAGAAAACAACUAUCGGACGAUCUAGCCUACGCAGUUACCAAAAAGCUGCCCCUGGAGAUUGAUGAAGAGCAUGGACGAAGAUGGGAUGAUGUUCUGGUCAACAAAUAUUUCCACGAUGUCAGGGAAGCAAGAAAGCAAGGCAGGAAAGAGAAAAGACACAAAGAAGCCCAGGCUGUUCUAGCUGCUGCUACUGCAGCAGCAGCAACAUCUUCUCGGAAUACAUCGCUCAGGAAAGAUAUGACAGAAGAACCUGCUCAACAAGAGAUGAGUACGUAUAGACGUAAAGUUACUACCAGCGGUCACCUAGUGCCACAGACAAAGGAAACACUUUUAAAGGUGCCUGUUUCUGGUCCACCAUCUGAUAAGAGUUCUGACCAGCGUACACGAGAAUUUUCAUUACAGAAUCCGCGAAGUUGUGACAUCUGCAGACGCUCUGAAACUAUAUGGAACCUGAUUGUGGUGUGCUCUAGUUGCAAGGUUGCUGUUCACAUGGACUGUUAUAAAUGUGCUAAAGAAUCUAGUGGUCCUUGGUACUGUGAACUAUGUGCGGAAUCUACUGGUUCUUUCAAUUUUUGGGAAAAACCGCAUUCUACUACAGAAUGUGCUUUAUGUGGAGGCACAACUGGGGCUUUUAGGAAAGCCACAGAUGGCCAGUGGGUACAUGCAUUUUGUGCUGAGUGGUCUCUCGAAUCAACCUUCAGAAGGGGGCAAAUAAAUCCUGUGCAGGGAGUGGAAUCUCUGGCCAAGAACACCAGCACUUGUUGUGUAUGCCAACGGAUAUAUGGUGCAUGCAUUAAGUGUAGUUAUGGUAACUGCCAGACGACAUUUCACCCAACCUGUGCCAGAAGUGCUGGCUUUCAUAUGAUUGGUGGUGGAAAACUUCCGCAUAAGGCUUACUGUGAGAAGCACAGCUUGGAACAGAAGGCAAAGGCUAAAUCUCAGAAACAUGGGACAGAGGAACAGAAAAGUCUCAAGCAUUAUAGGGUUGAACUAGAGAGGCUACGCCUUCUAUGUGAGCGGAUAGUCAAAAGGGAGAAGUUAAAACGAGAGCUGGCUGUUUCCUCACAUGAGAUACUUGCUGCCAGAAGGCAUCACGCUGCACGUAAUCCAUUUCCUCUUCCUGAAGUGUCUUCGGACUCAGCUACAACGUCAAUUAAAGGUCAUCAAGAUAGUAAUAUAUCUGGAAGUGAAGCAAUACAGAGGUCAGAUGAUAUCACCAUUGACAGCACAGCCUCUGUUAAGCGUCGACGACGAGGCAAAUGUCCUGUUUUAAUGGACACUGAUCAGAAAUCCGACGAUAGUGCUACUUCCAAGGGUCGUAAGCAACCAACCGAAAGCCAAGUGUUCUCUGGGAAAACCGUUCCACGCAAACAUUGUAUAGUCUCGCCAAGUGUAUCAGAGGAAGGAGAUGAAGAAUCAGAGCCCAAGAAGCAGCAUGUAGAAACAUUUGCCAAGGAGCUUGUGAUGACAUCGGACGAAGCUUCUUUCAAGAACCGGCGGCUCCCAAAGGGUUACUUUUAUGUUCCCGUUGAUUGUCUGCAAGAAGACAAGCUGGGCAACAAGAAGGCGGAUUCAUCUGAUAAGCCAAACCAAACUGUGCCUUACGGUGAGUGUGAGAUUUGAGAGAAAAGAAGAAAAAGGCUCAUUUUAGAUUCUGUUUGACCUUUUAUAAAGAAGUAGUAUCAGUCACUUGAUUAUGUUUGUAUACAGCAGCUUACGUAAUAGGGUAGAGCAGAAGUGUAAAUAUUCUUCAAUUUUUUCUAAAAUUUCUUUAGUUAUGCAUGCUAAAUUAAAUUACAUAAAGUUCAGGUUCAGUAAAUAAAUUUUCUAUAAUCAA